CCCUUCCCGGCUUCCCGGCAGCUCCUGCGCCGUCGUCCUGGUAACGAGCUGCGCGGGCCGGAAGCGCGGGCCCGAGCACCGGGAAGAAGGGCCCGGAAGCCCUGGGGCAGGACGCAGGGGCUGCUUCAUCACCCAUCUCCACGCCUUUGCCCAGCUUGGCCCUUCCUGGGUCGCCAUGGGCCCCAGCAACCUGCACACCCAGCUGCAGUUCAACAGGAAUGUGCCUUCACUGCCUGACAACCUGGGCAUCAGGUACUCGGGCCCACGCCCCAUCAUCAUUGAGAAGCUGAGGCCCCCAGACAAAGCCAGCGACCCUGGGCUUCUGGAAGGGCCCGACCACCGGGCCUCGAUCCCCUUUUCAUUUGUAUCUGAAGAAAAGCUCAGCCUGGCUGUCCACUUGGCUAAAAGAGAUGUCAAGAGAAAACAGCUGCAAGAGCUGGUGGUGGGGCAGGGCCCCCCAAAGGGCAGCCGGAGCAGGACUGAGCCGGCGGAGAAACCUCGUGGCCCCCUCCCAGGCAGGCAACGCACCUCUCAGGUGGAGACAGCUGGCACCAGGGCCAAAGUCUACCUCUCUCCGGACCCUGGGUGCAGUUCUCUGCCCACGAGGGACCCGGGCCCUCAGCUCUGUGCCCCAAAAGUAGCGCACUCUCAGAGCGUGCUCGAGCUCCGGCGGCUGCAGAAAGAGAUGAGCACCUGUCUGCAGAGGAUCGAAGGGAUGGCCACCAAAGAAAGACUGGAGGAAGGCCUGGAUCCGGAUGAGGCUGAGCGAAGUCGCGUGCGGAGUCAGGAGCAGGCCGUCCGCACAGCCCGCACACUCUACACGCUCCAGCAGCAGGUGAAAGAAAUCCAGGAGGAGCUAGAUAAGUUGAGUCCACACAGAAUCAAGCACACUCAGAAGUCCAGGGCGAUGUCUCGAUUGGCGGCCGCCCAGCGGGGAGCCAUCCGUGCUUUACAGCUGUUUGUCAGUCAGUUCGCAGACUCGAUGGAGCAGGCGGUUUCUGAGCGUUACAGAGAGCUGGGCAGUCUCAUUCGGCAGCUUUCCAUUUGCUCUGCCAGACUGGACACAGAUCCUUCUGUCCCAGUUGUGGUCCUUGAUCUCCUGCAGCAGAUCGAGGAGCUUGAUUCCCUCCUGGAAAGGAAACAGUCACUUGGAAAGGUAAAGAAGCGCUUCCCUGGAGUUCGAAGCCAGUCUCCAUUGAGUUUCCCAAUGGCCUCGGAGAGGUCCCUUAGCACAUCACGAGUGAGGGAGAGGAAGCGCCUGGUGGCAAAAGAGAGACUUCCCCAGGAAGGGAGGCGGCCUACUGUGAGAAAGCUCCUCGAGGAUGAGUGCCCAUCUUUUGCAUCGAGUCCUCUGCACCAGAUGUUGGGCCAGCCCAGAGAGGACCUCGCCUCCGACCAGAAUGCUGCUUUCAAAAUGGGGCUGGCCUCGACGAAAGGAGAAGCCGUGAAAAAGUGGCUGCCCGCCACUGCCGGGACCCUCCGAAGGCGAGGAGCUGAGACAGCUGCGAAGUCAGAGCAAGGCCUCCGUAAAGCGGAAAGGCUGAGACCCCGCCAGGCACAGGCCAAGGACCGCAGGUUCCAAAGGACGACUGUGUCAUUCCGAUUGAAGAGGAACCAGCCCCCUGUGAAGGAGCGCUGCGCACCGUGGACCCCUCCCAACCCCACCUCCCCACCAGCCUCCCCUAAAUGUGUUGCUUGGGGAAAGGGGAGUGCCAGCCCCAAAGAUGCCAAAAGGGAACCGUCUCUCCAGCAGGAGGCGAUCGGGGAGGAAGGGAACCGCGCAGACCCCGUGGAGCAUGAGGCCCUCAGGGAGCUGGCCUGGCACCAUCCAAAGACCAGGGUAGGGGGGCCCCAGCCCCAAAGGAGGGGAAAGCAAAGGAGCCACCUUCAGACGCCCCUGGUACCCUCGCUGCAGAUGAAGAAUGGGGGAGCUGGGCAUGGGAAGCUCCCUAGGAACCCCCACGGCUCCACGGGGUAUUGGUGGAGGUCACAGCUGGCUUUCUCCUUGGGGGCCCUCGGGCUUGCCUGGCUAGAUGCUGAGAGUGCCCGGAGGCUGAAGGAGCUGGCCGAGCUGAAAGCCCAAGAGCUGGCCGACAUCCAGAGGCUCAGCACGUCUACCGCCAAGCUGGCAGACAAGGUAGAGAAGGCAGUCCUGGAGCGUCUGAAGCCCCUUUUGGACCAAGUGAAGGAAGCUGAUGCACCUCUGAGGGAGCAUUCCUCUGUACACAGAGCCAUGGCCCAGGCUCCAGAGAAGACCUUACCCAGAAGGGAGCUCCCUGACUCUGCCCUAGGCUCACAGCCUGAGGCUGAGGGCUUCCAGGAGGAGGAGGACGGCCCCCAUCUUUGGACCAUGAUGCAGCGCAUGGAGGAGAUGGAACAAUACCAGGAGGCCGUCCGGCAGAGAUUCAGUCAGAUGGUCUACACUGAUCUCGAUUUCGGGACCGCACAGGGGAGAAGCAACAGAGAAGGCCCAGCAGUAGAUGAAAGGCCAAGGCCGCCUCACCCCUUCCAGCUCACCAAGGGAGCAGCCAGCAGAGAGCCCAAAGUCAACAUUUUGCUUGAAAAACCUCUGGAUGAGAAGUAUUUUGAUGAAACUACAGACAUGGAGGAAAGAGGGGAGAAAAGGGCCCCCUCUUCGGCCUGUGUCUUCAGCAGCCCUUCAGCAGCCAGAGGGCAGCAUCCCCCUUCCAUGCCUCAGGAGAUGCUCCGGAACCUUGGUGAUUACCAGGACAGCUACCAGCAGUACCUCCGGAUAAUCUCUCACGAAUCCAUUGGCACCUUCAACCCGUGGAUUAUAGUGGAGAGCCUGGCAGAAGAGCUUGUCGAGGAGGCCCUGGAGGAUGUGGCGGCCGAGCUGCAGGAUGUGUGUGAGGAUUAUGCCGAGGCCGUGUUCACGUCCGAGUUCCUAGAGCCCUCAAAGUGAAAGCCAGACCUGCCAGGAACAUUCCUCACAAACCUUCCCUCUGUCUGUUGCCCCUUGAAAUGAAGCCUGGCAGUGCCUGCCGCCUCUGCACACGGCAUCUUGCUGGUCAUGUCUGGUCACCUUGUAAUGGGGGAGGGGCAAGAGCAGAGAGGACAAGCCAGCCCACCUCUUCUCUGAGCAUUGGGCAAAAAGAGAGGGGCCCUGGCCAGGCGGCAUCAGUCUUUGGGGGGCAGGCCCAGGGGAGCUUGUCCUCAGCCCAUGCAGUGACCGUCUGACUUGUGAGGAGGGUCUCACCACUCUUGGGCCAGCUGGGGAUCCUAGAAUACUGAGUCACCCAUAGAAGAGGGCCAGGCUGGGCAGCAGGCCCAACCCCUGGAGAUGAUGUGCAGUGGGGCUGUGCCUUAAGGUGGUGGUGGGGGGUGGGGUCAGCUUGGACCCCCAGGGUGGGGGCCAGAGUGGAGCACUUGCUGGGAUGGGCUUGGUGGGGCUUUACCCCAGAACCUCCCGGGCCUUUCUCCUGGGGUGGGGGGCGGGGGCGGCACACGGUGUAGCCUCCCCUUUGGAGGAGAUUUCAGGGCGGAGGAGUUGGUGUGGCCAUUUUUUAAGGGCUGGUGAUUGUCUGGUUGCUGGCUUGUUUUUUAAAUAAAGUCUUGUUUU
Phascolarctos cinereus (koala) is the source of this 3580-nucleotide messenger RNA. RefSeq names its product KIAA0753 ortholog. NCBI's taxonomy places the organism in Eukaryota, Metazoa, Chordata, Mammalia, Diprotodontia, Phascolarctidae. Gene Ontology annotation, biological process: protein localization to centrosome; centriole replication. Gene Ontology annotation, cellular component: centriolar satellite; microtubule organizing center. The record is from RefSeq and is a predicted model, not a curated record.